Messenger RNA from Geodia barretti, 702 nucleotides. The record is from the annotation of a GenBank genome assembly. Lineage: Eukaryota; Metazoa; Porifera; Demospongiae; Tetractinellida; Geodiidae.
ACACUACAACGCGGAGGCCCUCGGGUUCAUUGAAAUCCCGUAGUUCCCUCGAACGGACUUAUAUUUAGGUUUGAAUAAUGGAUGGCUACUGAGUAGAGGGCACUUUCAAUGUGUGUAAACCUUAUUGAGAGGUUUCACUCUGUAAUCAAUGGCUAUAUACCCUCCCCCUCUCCCUGUCUGGUUCAGUUGUGCAGUGAGAUGACAGGGGAACUGUGCAGGAUGGUGGUGACGGGCGGGAGGAGUGGGGUGGAGGAGGGCCAGGCCAGAGAGCUGGACCAGACGCUGUUCCUGGUCCUGGAGCUGAGUCCUCUGGUGGACGAGCUGGUGGGGGAGCUCCCAGCCCCUCUCCUCUGGCCGGACUGCAGGGAGGCUGGCGAGAGACUGGCCCACUCCAUCAACAGACUCCUUCACAAUAUCAGUCAGUUUCAUUUCUGUGAGGACUCUGAGAAGUGGCCGGCUCUACGGCAGACCUACUUCUCCUUUCUCACUUCCCUCGCUUGCAAGAUCUCUGCCUGCAAGGCCAGUUCUCCAGCCUCCCCUCGUGACUCCCUCCCCACUCCACAUGACUCCAUGCCUACACCACAUGACUCCCUCCCCACUCCACAUGACUCCCAGAUGACUCCAUGCCUUCACCACAUGACUCCCUGCCAAGCACAGCAUCCACGUGACUCCGACUCCCAGCCUUUUCCACACAACUGCUGA